This is a messenger RNA of Ostertagia ostertagi, 783 nucleotides long. Lineage: Eukaryota; Metazoa; Nematoda; Chromadorea; Rhabditida; Trichostrongylidae. The record is from the annotation of a GenBank genome assembly.
AUGGCACACCUAAAAUUCAUAAAAUCGAAUAAUCUAGAAAAGGACUCAGCCCAAAGCAAAGGUGACGAGUCGGAUGCCGAAGUGGAAGCAGUGUUCAAUGAGAUGACGCGAUCAUCUGUUCGAUACGUAGACAAGGAUCCUUUCCUUGUUAAAGAUGUUGUGUCUACAUUCCGCUGGCCAGAUAUCACAGUUGGAUACCACGACUCGCGACCGAUCAGCAGUGUUUUAUUCCACAAUGUCAGACCUGUUGUUAUAACAGGUGGAGCUUCUGGGAAAGUGCAGUUAUUCAGGGUCGGAGAUAGGUCAGAAGCGGGGAACUUCCUUCAGAACGUUCGAUUUACUAAUUUUCCCAUCACAUGUAUGGGCUUGUUGCAAGGAGGCUGUUCAGUAGUGUGCGGAUCAAUACGUCAGGAAUAUCUCAUGAAGUACGAUCUAGAACAAGGAGCUGUAAUGCAGUUGCGGCUUCCGAAGUGUGUACCUAGUCAAAACAUUGGACGUUUCGCCGUAUCCAAGGAUGGCUCUCUGUUAGCUAUGAUUGCUCGCAACGCACAAGUGUAUGUGUUGUCCUCGUCGUCCAUGGAACUGGUCAAAACAUUAUCUUCGCCUUCGGACGUGGCAUCAGUACAGUUCCUUCCUGGAUCCAAUCACGAAAUAUGGGCAAUGACAGGUAAUAGCGCUCACUUUCGAACUAUGUGUGAAUUUAUUUUGGUUGAGACUAAAAUAUUUAGGAUGCAUAAACUAAAAUCUUAUGUAGUGCCGAUUCUCGAGUAUCUGACCAUUUAG